Molecule: messenger RNA, 5269 nt
Organism: Mugil cephalus (flathead mullet)
Lineage: Eukaryota; Metazoa; Chordata; Actinopteri; Mugiliformes; Mugilidae
Gene: itga7
Product: integrin, alpha 7
Exons: 25
Coding region: 313-3684 (1123 amino acids)
Biological process (GO): integrin-mediated signaling pathway; leukocyte migration; cell-matrix adhesion
Cellular component (GO): integrin complex; external side of plasma membrane
Molecular function (GO): integrin binding
Source: RefSeq, a predicted model, not a curated record
AGGCGCACAUGCAUUGAGAGAAACACACUUACACACACACACACGCGCGCAUAGUAGUAGAGGCUGCGUUUUCACAGCCCGCUCUCCAGACUGACAGCAGCAAACGGAGUUGAGAGUCAGCACGACAGAGCGAGGGAGAGCGAGGACUGGAAACAAGGGAGGCAUCCACAGAGGAGAGACAAGGAGAGGACAGUUACACUGGAUUUUUCCUUUUUUUUCUUCUUCCUCUUUUAGCUCUGUGGGAGCCCUUCGAGGAAUCUGCCUUGUGCUCUUCUUGGACUGAACUUGCUGCUAAAGGACCUGCAUCCUGCUAUGGCAGCUCUGGCGGGACACGGGAACACCGGUUCCCUCUCAUCUCAACACUGGACUGCCUUCAUCUGGGCUCUGUUGACCCUAUCAACCCAAGUGUGGGGCUUCAACCUGGAUACUACUCACACUCUGCACAAGUUGGGAGACCGCGGCACCUUUUUUGGUUUCUCUCUUGCACUUCACCAGCAGGUUACCCCGGAGCCCCAGAGCUGGAUCCUGGUGGGGGCGCCACAGGCAGCAGGCCAGGGCCUGUUGAGGGGCAGUCGACCCGGGGCCCUGUUCAGGUGUCCAAUCACACCAGAGGAGUACGACUGCGAGAGGGUUGACAUCGAUGGAGAUGUGAGUCUGGACAGAGAGAGCAAACACAACCAGUGGCUGGGAGUUACAGUGAAGAGUCAGGGGAUUGGAGGCAAAGUGGUGACCUGCGCUCACCUGUACGAGCUGAGGCAACGUGUGAAUCAACCUUCAGAGACUCGUGAUCCCAUCGGCCGCUGCUACGUCCUGAGCGAGGACCUGACAGAGCGAGAUGACCUGGACGGUGGGGAGUGGAAGUUCUGCGAGGGUCGGCCACAGGGGCACGAGCAGUUUGGUUUCUGUCAGCAGGGCCUUUCUGUCAGUUUCACACCGGACAACGACUUUAUCCUAUUUGGAGCUCCAGGAACAUACAACUGGAAAGGUGAGAUGCGCGUCCAGCUCCUAAACCAGACUCUGCUCAACCUCGGUUUCUUUGACGACGGACCCUACGAGGUGGCAGAUCAGAAACAGCUUAAUGCCCAGCUCAUCCCUGUGCCUUAUCACAGUUACCUGGGGUUUUCUGUCGACUCGGCUAAGGGGAUAAUGAGCCUGGGAGAGCUGACAUUUGUUGCCGGAGCCCCCCGGGCCAAUCACACAGGUGCAGUGGUGCUCCUGAAGAAGGAUAACGUUUAUCGGCUGGUGCCACAGCACAUCUUCUGGGGGGAGGAGCUGGCUUCUUCGUUUGGGUACUCAGUAGCAACCACAGACCUCAACAGUGACGGCUGGACAGACCUGAUUGUCGGAGCUCCUAAUUUUUUUGACCGUAAAGCAGAGAUCGGCGGAGCUGUGUACGUCUACCUGAACCCCUUCGGCCACUGGGACGACCAGGCUCGGCCCAUCCGUCUCAACGGGACAUAUGACUCCAUGUUUGGAAUGACGGUCUGCAGCAUCGGAGAUCUGGACCAGGAUGGAUACCAAGAUAUCGCUGUGGGAGCACCGUUUGAUGGAGAUGGAAAAGUUUUCAUCUACCGAGGCUCAGAUUCUGGUAUUGAGACAAAACCUGCUCAGGUGCUGGACGGCCGUGAUUUCGAUGUGAGGCGCUUUGGAUAUUCCAUCUCAGGUGGUCUGGAUAUUGACAACAAUCAGUAUCCAGAUCUGGCUGUGGGAUCUUUAAAUGACUCAGUGGUGCUCUUCAGGUCUCGUCCAGUCAUCCAUGUGAUCAGAGAAAUAUCUAUCGACCCACAAUACAUUGAUUUGGAGCAGUCCAACUGUAAGGGCAGAGAUGGAGUCUGUGUGGAGGUCAUGGCCUGCUUCGCCUUCACAGCCCACCCAGCGCACUACUCACCACACAUUACCCUUGUGGUGCACUUUGAAGCCGACACUGAUCGCAGGAAGCUGGGCCUCCCGCACCGCGUGAACUUCCUGGGCCACAGUCCCCUGGAGCCAGAGUACACGCAGACCGAAGAAGUGGAGCUGCAUCGGCAGCGUCAGUCUGUGUGCACCAGCGCCAUCUUCCAGCUGCAUGAGAAUAUCCGUGACAAAUUGCGUCCCAUCUCUUUGGCUGUAACCCACACUAUCAAGUCCGUGCCUCUACGCAGGCACUCUGCCAAGAAGCUGGAGAAGCUGCCGCCCGUACUGAACAUCUCCCCAUCUAACACACUGCAUUCUGAGGUGAACUUCCUGCGAGAAGGAUGCGGCAGCGACAAAAUCUGCCAGAGCAACCUGAAGCUGAGCUACCAGUUUGGAACCCGGCCCCUGACCUCAGACCUCUUCACCCCCCUGCCAAAAGACGAGGACAACGUGCAGGUGUUUUCUCUGUCAGACCAGCGGGUGGUGGUGCUGGAGAUCACUGUCACCAACAUGCCCUCUGACCCUCUGUACCCUGAGGAGGAUGGCGAUGACGCUCACGCUGCUCAGCUGUUUAUCUCACUUCCAAACACGCUGUCGUAUGGCGGCUCCAGGAUCCCGCCACAGAUGAGAUGUCAAGCGAAUCAGAACGGUUCACAAGUGGAAUGUGACCUGGGAAACCCUGUGAAACGAGGUGCUAAGCUGAAAUUCUCCAUCAACCUGAGCACGUCCAACAUUACCAUUGAGACCACUGAGUUGACAGCAGACCUUUUACUGACAACUAUCAGUGAACAGUCUGACCUGGACCCAGUCACAGCUUAUGCUAAAGUUGUGAUAGAGCUCCCUCUGUCUGUCAGUGGACUUGCUCGUCCUCACCAGCUGUUCUUCAGUGGCACGGUGAUGGGGGAGAGUGCCAUGACCAGCCUCGAGGACGUCGGCAGCCCUGUGGAUUUUGAGUUUGUGGUCGCUAAUCCUGGCCAAGCUCUCCAGACAUUCGGCUCUGCCUUCCUCAACAUCAUGUGGCCUUACGAGCUGACUAAUAAGAAAUGGCUCCUGUAUCCUGCCAGCCUGAAGUUUGAGGGCCACCCAGACACUCGCUGCACCCCCACAGAAGCCCUGAAUUCCCUGAAGCUACAGAGCUCCUCCCCAGCAGAGCCACAACAUCCCGACAAUAACGCGCAGGUCGGAAGAACGCGGCGCUCUCACCCGGAGGAUGAAGGUCAGGUGAUGACAAAGAGCAGCGUGGGACAAACCACACCAGCUGUGGCAGCUUCAGAAAGACGCAAGUCGCUCAAAUUGGAUUGUCUCUUGGGGUCGGCACGAUGUGUCCUGUUCCAGUGUCCUCUCCACAGCUUCUCUGGUCAGGCUGUCCUCAAGAUCCACGCCAGACUGUGGAACAGCAGCUUUAUCGAGGAGUUCUCAGCUGUCAGUGCCCUGGAGCUGCUGGUCAGAGCAAACAUCACCGUGAAGUCCAGCAUCAAACACCUGGUCCUCAGGGAUGCUGCUGCACAGGUUCCAGUGAUGAUUUACCCUGAGCCUGGUCUUGCUGACCAGCACUGGAUCCCCUGGUGGAUCAUCCUCAUAGCCAUCCUCGCAGGCAUCCUGCUGCUGACUCUACUGGUCUGCAUACUCUGGAAGUGUGGCUUCUUCCAGCGAGCCCACUACAAAGACAAACUGCCUCAGUACCACGCGGUGAAGAUUCCUCGCGAGGACCGGCCACAGUUCCAGACUGAGAAGUCGGGAGGUGUCCAUAAAAAGGAAUGGGCCACGCACUGGAGCGACGGGACCUCCUAACUCGCUUUGAAGCACUGACUGACUGAAACAUUUCGAAUCACCACACGUGGCACUCAUUCUGUCUUUGCAUUGGAACUAACUGAUUAAAAACCUGCACUGGGACUGGGAUCGUGAAAACUUGUGCCCACUUUGCUGCGUCAGUACUUUCACGUCUUCGGCCUGUUACACUGUGACUGGAUCCGUGUUGUCCGUAUCCGGCUGACGGCUGGCCUUUUACCGCGGUUUUUACAGUGAAUACUGAAGGCCCGCGACAAUGUUAGAACCAGUUUAGCUGCUCAAUAUGCUUCACAGCCUACACAAGGAGCGAUCACGCUUCAUAGUCAGUCAUCAGUUUGACUGACAGAACAAAGGAGGACUGAAAAUCAAAGACGUGCAUGAAUGGACAUACAGUACACACAUAGAGGACAUUGUUGCUAAAAAAAAAAAAAAAGUCACUGCCCAUUACAAAAACUACUUUUUGCCUUAACUACUGUAUGAUGGACGACUUAUAUGGGCAAUGAAAAAAAAAAUGCAGUUUUAUAUCCCAAAUAAUGUUUGGGAUUUUUUCCUUUUAGUUGGCUGACACUGGAAAUAUUUCAUUAUGUAACAGUGAAUGUUUUCUGGCUGCGCUGGAAAAGGCGUAAAGUAAGCUCACCGUUUUUUUUAUAUUGCCUUACUCAAGCAAACGAACAAGCCCUAUCUUUUUUUUUUUUUUUUGCUAAUAUGUCAGUCAAGCGUAUUGUUCAUCAUUACUCAACUGCCUGAGUCAACUUGAACAAAAACACAUCACAGCUUCUGACGUGGCCACAUUACUGUUGUCACAUGAAAACCAGAUGUAUCAGAGAAACAAACAUAGAUGCGUGGUGUCUAAUAAUGAAAUGACAUGUGCUCUGUGUAUGCUACAGUCUGCAUUUAAUAAUUAUACGACUGUGCAACUGAAUUUCUUUACAUGUGGUUUUCAAGUGACACCCCCAUAUUCUUUUUUUUUACUGAGAUGACUGUAAAGAUACUUCACCAUGAGACAUUGUGGCCUUUUGUAUACAUACUGCAGUUUUCAAAGUGUUAGGAUGGACUGUAUUAACCUGCUUAUGGCACUGUUCCUGCUAAUAUCCUCCACUCAUUGAGUCAGGUUCCUGGAUUGCAUUCAUUUCAUGAGCUGACAUUUCUAAUUGCGUACAAGUGCCUUAUUGUAAAAGUGGCAGAUGGCGAGCCACUGAUUACAAACACGAGGCUACUGCAAAUUAGAUCACGCCGCCCUGAAACAUCUGUUGGACACCGGUGGACAAGUUGAUGUCCCUCCAAUGCUGAAGCGACACCAAGAGAGAGGAGAAGUUUCCCGUGAGAGCAGAAUAAGUCGGAACCAGACGAACUUGCUUUGGAUCUAAUUUGGAUCGAUGAUGUGGCUGUAAAGCAUGAAGAGUCAGCUUGAUUUUUAGGUAUUGCUGGACAAUCAUAUAUUAGCUGCAUGGAGGUCCUGUUGCUGUUCCUACUUUCCCACGUUUCUUUUUUUUUUUUCAUUUGUUCAUGAUUCAUGGUUUUAUUUAUUUUUGUUUGGCUGCACUGUUUUAACAAUGUAAAUAAAAUAAAAGGAAACAAGAUAAACGUA